AUUAAACCACCUGAGGGUUUAGAGUCAAAUUCUUGACGCAUUUCCCAUUGUUCUUGUGCUUUUUGGAUAUCCUAUCACCAGAGUUAGCAAAAGAAUCCCCAACAACCAUGAUGAUAACAGUAGAUGAAGCACUGAAAAUUGUAUUGGGAGUAACUCCAAUUCUGGAUUCCGUUACUGUCCCACUUCACCAAGCUCAUGGCAGAAUCUUAGCCCAAGAUAUUCAAGCUCCUGAUCCUCUUCCUCCUUACCCUGCAUCCAUUAAGGACGGUUAUGCAGUGGUUUCUGCAGAUGGUCCGGGGGAAUACCAUGUAAUUACUGAAUCGAGGGCCGGAAAUGAUGCUGUUGAUGUGACUAUCACUCCUGGAACUGUUGCCUAUGUGACUACUGGAGGACCUAUUCCUGAUGGGGCUGAUGCGGUAGUUCAGGUGGAAGAUACAGAGCAAAUUGAAAUUGAACCUAGCCAACCUAAACGAGUGAGAAUAUUGGUGCAAACUCGGCCUGGUUUUGAUAUUCGUCCAGUGGGCUGUGACAUUGAGAAAGGUGAUGUGGUGUUGAAGUGUGGUCAACUUGUUGGUGCUUCUGAAAUUGGAUUGCUUGCCACUGUGGGUGUCACAAUGGUAAAGGUAUAUCGUACUCCAACAAUCGGUGUGCUCUCAACUGGUGAUGAACUAGUGGAGCCAACAACCAAACAUCUUGGUCGUGGUCAGAUUAGGGACUCCAAUCGUGCUAUGCUACUAGCAGCGGCAGUUCAACAGAGCUGUAAUGUUGUGGACCUAGGCAUUGCUCGUGAUGAUGUAGAAGAACUUGAAAAAAUCAUGGACAGAGCGUUUUCUGCUGGAGUUGACAUAAUUUUAACUUCUGGUGGUGUUUCUAUGGGAGACCGAGAUUAUGUGAAGCCAUUGCUUGAGAGGAGAGGAAAAGUGCAUUUCAGCAAGGUUCUCAUGAAACCAGGAAAACCUCUAACAUUUGCUGAGAUCAAUAUGAAGUCAACUCAAGAUGUGAAUGUCAAUAAAGUUCUUGCCUUUGGGUUACCUGGAAAUCCAGUGGGCUGUUUAGUUUGUUUCCAUCUUUUUGUUGUGCCUGUUAUUCGCCGUCUUUCUGGAUGGAGAAACUCCGACCUUUUGAGGGUUCAUGCCCGUCUUGAGAAGCCUAUUAAAACAGAUUCUGCCCGACCUGAAUUUCACCGUGCCACUCUUAUCUGGAAGGAAAAUGAUGGAUCUGGCAAUCCUGGUUUUGUUGCUGAGAGCACUGGUCAGCAGACAAGCAGUCGUCUUUUGAGUAUGAAGUCUGCAAAUGCAUUGUUAGAGCUUCCAGCUGGAGGUGCCUUGCUUCCUGCCGGAACAUCUGUGCCUGCCAUUGUUAUUUCUGAUUUACUCAGUUCUUCUGUGAAAAAGGAUUCAUUAUUGCAAAGGUCACCCAGCGAAACUGCUGCAAGCAACCUUUGGGAUCCUGCAGUUCUAGUCCAAGUUGCUAUUCUGACAGUUAGUGAUACUGUUGCAUCAGGGUCUGGGCCUGAUCGUAGUGGUCCAAGAGCCAUUUCUGUGGUAAAUGCUUCCUCAGAAAGGCUAGGAGGAGCAAAGGUAGUUUCAACUGCUGUUGUUCCGGAUGAUGUACCCAAAAUUAAGGAUGUUUUGCAGAGAUGGUGUGAUGUCGAUAAAGUGGAUCUAAUUAUCACUCUAGGUGGCACUGGGUUCACCCCAAGAGAUGUUACUCCCGAAGCAACAAAAGAAGUAAUUGAGAAAGAAACACCCGGUCUUCUGUAUGUCAUGAUGCAAGAGAGUCUUAAGGUGACGCCAUUUGCCAUGCUCUCACGUUCAGCUGCUGGAAUAAGAGGAUCUACUCUGAUUAUCAACAUGCCAGGGAAUCCAAAUGCUGUGGCUGAAUGCAUGGAAGCGCUGUUGCCUGCACUGAAACAUGGUUUAAAACAAAUAAAAGGAGAUAAGAAAGAGAAACACCCGCGUCAUGUACCUCAUGCUGAGGCUGCACCUGUGGAUAUCUGGGAACAGAGCUACCAAAAGGCUACUUCCGGUACUCAACAGGAUCGUGGCUGCUCAUGUUCGCACUAACAUCAUGACAUCUUCAACAGGCAUGUAAUCACGACCUCAUAUACUCUUUUAUGUUCACUAAUAUAUCCUAUUUUUCAUUUCUUGAUAUUAGUAUAAGGUUAUAUGUUGAAUUUGAAGUUUUAGUGUUUCUCAAAAAUAAUGCUCUUAUAUAUUUCUUCUAUGAAUAUCUGGCAUGUCAAACAAACUCCGUUAUGACAUUGAAUAAACAACCUCUAUUUAUAUCUAUGAAUUGAAUUAUUACAUGAAUUGUCGUUAUGAUUGAAUGAAUAUAUUCAAAACAAUGUGAAUCCUGUUAGCAUAUUGAUCCUCCUUUGCAUUUUAGAGCUCCAGCUGAUCUUGUUAGUUUCCUCACAAUUGUACCACUUGCCACUUGAAACGCCUCAUCAACGCUGUAGUUUGGCUUUACAAAGCCUUCAACGCUUUCCUUGAAAGAGGCUCCAUUCUCUAGUACAUCCCCAACAGAUCUAAAAAACCAUUUUCCUUUUCCCUUGAUGUUCAUUAUGACCUGUUGAAGUACAGAAAUGAUGAACAUGAACGUUUUUUGUCUAAUCAUUUAAAACUAGUUGAUCCUAAAGAUAGUAGAUCUUGUUUUAGAUCGUCUUUUUGUAAAACUAAAGGGUUUGUGAGGUCUAUAACGCGGUAUUUGUUAGAAAUUAUGAAAAAGUUGCCUCAACUUUAGCUAUGGUCAUUAUUUUUGUGCUAUUUCUAAGAUUUGUAUUCCUGUCUUUAGAUGGAAAUGAUAGGUUAAAUGUCUUUAUAGAUGACAAACAUGACUUGAACAUUACAUAGUACCUAUGAUAAGGUUGUCCAAUUUUCUAGUAGCUUAUAAAGUACUCCCUUCGUCCCUUUUGAUCUGCACCUCUUAAUAGAGGUUUAAAUAUUUUAUUUGUAAUUGGUGAAUGAAACAAAUAACAAGUUGGAGAAAUAUGUUAAUGAGAUUAAGAUAGAGGAUGAAUUUGUGGACGAGAUAAAAAGAGAAUUGUGGGGUCCAUUUCCAAAAGAGGAAAUCGUGCCAAGUAAAUGAGACAACUCCAAAUAGAAAUUAAGUAGAAAUUAAACGGGACCGAGGGAGUAAUUUUAUACUUUAGUGGAGCAUACAAAAAUUUUACCUCUUUUGAUUUACCCUUGGGGGCAACAAAUAGGUUAUGAUCACUCUUGAUACUAGGGUUUGAGCUUCCUCCAAUGGCAUAAACUUCCCAUCCUAAGUAUAAAUUGUUAGCCACAUGAGCAUAACCGUGACGAACUCUGCAAAACCGUAAAUCACAUUUAAUCUUGUUGAAAUAGGUGAACGGAAAGACACCCCCAUGUAAAACAUUUCGUAAGAGACCAAGAGAAAUGAAAAUGCAGCAAGUUGAAGCAAGACCUAGGCAUGCGUUGGUGGCAAUUGGGUCCGAAGCGGUUGUAGACGACGGUAACCUUCAUGUUCUUAUCAUCUACGUAAUCAUCAUUGUGACCUAGAAGCAUGACUUUGUCAUGGUCACGGAACCAGUUGUUCGAUAUGGUUAUGCUGGUUGAGCCAAGGGUUACAUCAAUCAGACCAUCCUCACACUUGGAGAGGGUAUUGUGAUCGAUCCAUACUUUUUUCGCACUGAGCAGCCUGAUGGCAUCUCCGUCAAUCUGGCUCAAAGAAGUUAGCUUUCCGCCAGGUGCCAUUAGUUGGCUGGCUGGUUGGGGUACAACGCCGUGGAUUCUUAAGCCAUGGAUGAUGACAUCAGUAACCUAUGAAUAUCAUUGAGACAAAAAAUGAUUAGGAAAUAUAUUUUUGUAUGGAAAAUGUCAUUUUUGAGACCCAAAUUAAAGUGUAUUCAUACAUUGUAGAGCA
This is a messenger RNA of Amaranthus tricolor (Joseph's coat), 3888 nucleotides long. Its product is annotated as molybdopterin biosynthesis protein CNX1-like. The transcript has 13 exons. Gene Ontology annotation, cellular component: cytoplasm; cytosol. Gene Ontology annotation, molecular function: molybdopterin molybdotransferase activity. Gene Ontology annotation, biological process: Mo-molybdopterin cofactor biosynthetic process; molybdenum incorporation into molybdenum-molybdopterin complex. NCBI's taxonomy places the organism in Eukaryota, Viridiplantae, Streptophyta, Magnoliopsida, Caryophyllales, Amaranthaceae. Bases 108 to 2066 code for a protein of 652 amino acids. The record is from RefSeq and is a predicted model, not a curated record.